AUGAACCAGGUUCACGGUGACCGCACGGCCGCUCGCGGGAGUCCCGACCCAGCGGCCUGUUGGCAUCUCGCGCAUUGGACGUCGACCACACCUACCCAACUUUUGUCAGGCGGCACUCGAAUGAUCUCUCCUGUGCCCAUAGCUUCAUUGGCUGCCCUCCGCCCCUCGUCUCGAGUCCCAUUUGGCCCCCGACGGCCCCCUCGUGGCUUGCCACCUCCUCCCACUUCAUUCGGUAAAGCCCCAUUACGAACGGUUGUUUUGUGGCUCAAAUAG
Sporothrix schenckii 1099-18 is the source of this 273-nucleotide messenger RNA. RefSeq lists its product as uncharacterized. The record is from RefSeq and is a predicted model, not a curated record. Bases 1 to 273 code for a protein of 90 amino acids. Lineage: Eukaryota; Fungi; Ascomycota; Sordariomycetes; Ophiostomatales; Ophiostomataceae. The transcript has a single exon.